GUCAAGCGCCCACGGCUAACGGCACUAAAAUCGGAGCCGUCUUUCGGGCCGUUGACAACGCUGGAUCGAUUCAAAUAUGGCUGUUGCGGCUCUCCGCUUCUGCUCGUGAUUCCUGCCAAUGUCCUUCCCCGCUUGUGUUGUUCCGUGUGUUGUGUCAAAAGUGUCGUGUUGCUUCGCCUAAGUGUUUUUUAUAGAAGUAACCGAAAUCAGCGCGUAGGUUUUUAGGCUUUUUAAACUUUAGUAUGGCUGGAAACAGAGACUACUGCGAUAUGGAGGCCCUGAAGAGGGUGCUGAACGGAUCGUGGGAUGGAAACGCCGUGCAGUUUUUACAGAAGUACGAAAUUGAACGAACGGCCAUGUCAAACCCACUGAUACGAAGGCUGGAGAUUUCAGACAAGUCCGUCAUUCUAGUGCAACGCUAUCAGUCGCGGAAGAUGUCCCGGUCCAAGUCAACCUCCUCAUCCUUGUUCAUCGAUGAUACAUCAGAUUCAGAGUGUGAACUGGAACUCACCGGAUGUCCUUUAGAGUGGCCAAUGGAACCGAAGAGCUUUUCGCUUCUUGAAUCUCCGUCGUAUGAAGAUUCAAGCAAGAAUUCAGGAUCCCCCUGCAAAAACAAGUUGAGGGCUCUACCCGCGGAUGAAGGAAGGACGCUCCUGAAUGCGGUAGUGAACAUGCUGAGCAGCUGCGGCUACAAGACGGAGAUGGACCCCGUGUGGGUGGCCUGCGAUGGCACUGACCCCCAGUACACAGCCUUUUUGGGAUACCACCGUGGAGGGGGCUACUGUUCCCGGGUGAUCGUCUCCUGCCGGGGUCCAAUUGAAAGCAAGGAAGACCUGCCAACCUUUGGCUGCAUCCAGAGGAAGCACUUCUGGGGAUUGUCCCAGUCGCACACUCACACGACGAUGCAGGUGAAUGCGAAGUACGAUGUCCUGCACCACUAUGACCCCUCGCAGCAAGGCAGCCGUGAGGACGUCAUGGUCCUUGAAUGCUCCUGGAACAAGGCUGCUGUGUUGCAGCAACCGCCAUGCGCCGAUGCGCUCUGCCAUCUCAACGUCCAGAUCUUACCUGGAAAUGAGCGCAGUCCUGCAAGAUCUGUGUACAAGGAAAUGAAAUUUGUCAAGCAACUUGUCGAGUGCCUGACCACGGGAGCAGUUGCGUGGGCACCGGAUCUCAAUGGGCCAACUCUCAUUGACAAGGUGAAAACGCUGCUGCAAGGAUCCCGUAAGGGCAGUUAUCGAGGAAAAUCAGGGACGCCCUUUCCAGAUGUCGGCUGGAACUCAUCGGACUUUGACCUCUACAUUGAGACAGUGGUAAUGAGCAAGCGGCAGUCCGUGGAUUUCACUGACGAGAUGUGGAACGCUAUGUCAGGCUGUGGGACGUACCAGGAGCUCAAGGAAGGGUUCUGCAUGAUAUUUCACGCUGUGCAAGCUGGGGAUAUUAGACCAUUGAUUGUUCCCAAGAACGGAACCACGGUGGGUGCCUACCUGCGAAACAUGAGCCCUCACUUCCGGCCGGAGGGUACCAUGGGGGGGCUGAUGCCGGUGCGCAUGCUGGCUGAGAUCGGGCUCCAGAAACUGCAGCGAGACUUUGUCAAUAUCUUUGUCGGUCUGGAGCUGGCCAGCCAGGAGCAGCUGGUGCCCUUCCUUGUGUGCCCGACCAAAUCGGAUGAGGCCCUCGGCGAGCUGUGGAAGCUGCAGGCGGUCCUGGACAUGAUAAUGCUGUGCAAGACCUACCUGCACCUCCCCAUUCACUACCUUAGCGGGUACACCAGGGAAGCCCUGAAGUACUUCAGCAACUGUGAACGCGGAAAGUACAUCCACAAGUUCAGGUUUCCGCUGAAAGUUCCCCUUGUUCGUGUGGUGCUGGACAAUGUCUCCCCGAUGGAGUGGACUGCAUCCAUCAAGAGCCGACAGGGGAACUACGCUGCCCACACCAUUGCCCACAUCAGCACCACUCCCCCUUUCGAUCACCUGCUCACCGAAAAGCAGUGCAACGUGCCCCACCACCUGCGGGACUCGGACUACUACUGCACCAUCAUUUCCAACACGCAAGACAAACUGAGAUUGUGAGACAACUGUCGUUCGGAUCAUGCCCAUGAUCCGAACAAGUAUGACGACGACAGCGACUGUGAAAAAGUCUACUGUGACGAAGGCAUCAGUGCCAUGGCAGCCGCGCAGCUGCUUCUCUGGAAGCUCCUCAAGCUCAUCAUCGAGCAUUCCAGGAACUUGACACAGUUUUGGUAAAAGCCUUGCCACGGCCGAUGGUCGCAACAGCCGGUGCUCGCAUGGCGGUGAACGUAAGAUGGGACAGUGCAUUCAUUUGCCUCGCACACUUAAGGCUCACUUUGACUGCAAGGUACCUGCGACCUUUUCGAUUACUUUGAUAUUUCUUCGGAUGUGGGGCAUAUCUGUGCCACUGACUGUGGAGAAAGUGUGCUGUGGUGUAGUUUUGAGACUGUGUCCUAAUUGCUAAUCCAGAUUUCUUGCAAUGAACUGUCCCCGGUCAAUGGCAGAGUAGCCAAGUUUUAGGUCGGCAGUGCACACCCAAUUUGUUUUAUGACUUGGAAGGUGUGCAACAGUGACACACUAGAAUAUACAUUUCACACUUUAUUUGAAGGAUUAUCCAGGUAGGCAAAUCAAUAAUAUGGAGUUGCAUUCUUGCAAAUUAGGAAAGGGGUCACUUGUAUAAUUUUAUUCAAAAAGUCAUUCCAAUCAUUUGCUUUAGUUCCAAGAUGCCAUGUUUAUGUGUGCAGCCCUUAAGUUGCCUAAUUCAUGACAGGUAUGUCAAUAAAACUGCCUGUAUAGUUGUCGGCAUGGUUGAAGCUGAUAACAAACUUUCCUCCCAAACGGGCUGCCAAAACCACUUCAGCAUACGUUGAAUGAAACCCUGCAUACAUCAUGCCAGCCAUGAGCGCGAAGUGUACAGAUUAUUUACCAUUACAUUUGAAAGUGUGCUUGCUUCGUUGUGAAGAGAUGAUGAUAGUAUAUUGUAGUGGACUGUGAAAGCUGCGAGGAGGUUGUUCGCGUCAACGAAUUUUAAGUCCCGUGUACAGCGCACCAUAAGCCUGACAAAGAUUCAUCGUGCAGCACCGACAUUUUCGGUUUGCUACGAGAUUAUGUACAGCAUCGUGAGAACAUUGCAAUACUGUUGUUCACGGUACCAUGUCAACAUGUGCCCGAGACUCUGCAUGCUUCUUGAGCAUGCUGUGGCAGUUGAAAGCACUGUUAAACGUUUGCUGGCCAUAUAUGGCCUAAAGUUGCUCACUUGAAACUUGCCACUAUAACUUUAGUCCAUCUGUGCUACGUCACACAACUAGCUGCUUGUCCAAGACAAACUCGUUGAGUACUGUUCCUGGGAUGCAGAGAAGAGCCGUUGCGGGACACCGCGGAAGACUAAGGGAGAAACGGAGUCCGUGCAAGUGAAAUGGACUAAUGGCAGCCAGCGUGGAGAGGUAUCCGUGUCACUACCGUCAAAGGUGUCAGUCUUUGCUUCAGAGCGAUGUAGGGCCUUGCGAAUUCUGUAUGUACAAUAUUUAAACACCAUGUAAAUACUCUGUAAAUAGGACUCACGCACCAGUAUCGUGCAGUUUUGUGAGUGUUUAGCCUGCGUCUCCCCAUUUGCGGCUGCAACACUUUUUCUUCUUUCAUUGUGUAUGUUGUGCUGUUCCCGGCAUGAAACUCAGCCCGAAAAGUGAGACGUUGUUGCAGGUAGGUGUCACGGUACUGCUGGAGUGACUUUCUGACAUUUCAUGACAGUGUAAGCCAUUCCGACACAAAUUACAGCUAGCUUCACACUAUAGCUUUAUUUUCGGCAUGUGGCUUUCAUAUCGGCACAUGGCCCUCGCCGGGCUUGGGCACAGCUAGCAAACAAGUGUGGCACAUAUAUCUUGUAGUGGCAGUCAUGUUUGCAAAGUAUCGAGCAGCUGCGCAGCGCAAAAAGAGCUGAAAGUUUACACAUAAACUUGCACGCCCUUCCUCUUGAGGGAGUCCUGCUUCCAUCCAGAGUCAAGGUCACACGGACAAAUGCCGCUAUGUAAAACGCACUGCCUGCAAUGCCUUCCUUUGAAAAUGUGAAGCAUUUUUCUGUUACUUUGUGUGAUAGCUUGUAUGUGUCGUGAGCUUGAGGUAAUGUAGUGAUGAUAUGGCAUUCGAGCAUUGACUGAGGCCACAAAUACAUAAUUAUCUUUCAGGAGUAUCUCUCGGCUAUUUAUAUGUGCAUUUCGCUGCUUAAGGUGAUUUUAGCAUAAGUGAGAAAUUAUCUUGUGUUAUAAUAAUAAGCGUUAUUCGUUGUACAUAGGUGCGGGAAGUCGCUCCAGCACACUGUACAUCACUGCUACACAGGCCACAGCACACCGCAACAGCCAUGUUAUUGUAUUUGUGUCGUGACAUUAAUCCAUGUACAUAAAGGUGCCCUUGCUUUUUGUGAAAGUGAUCCUAAGCAUAUUUUAACGUACCAUAUUUGAAAAGCAUAAUGUCGGCUUUCUUUGUGUGUAUUUAAAUUGAGAGAGCACCUCCAGCUGUAUCUGGAAUGCUAAUCCUAAUAUAAUGCAGUAUUAGAAUUGUUCAUUUUUUUCUUUUCGGGUUCCUACUUUGUGUUUCAAAGUGUGGCAAGCUCAACUGUCAAACAACCAAGCAUUGCAGGUAAGGCAGCUUCUCGAUAGGCUGUUCUAGUGUUUUUUAAUGUUGCCAUCCCAGCCACAUGCCACCUUUGCACAUGCAAAACAAUCUUUGCGGUUCAGUUUUGCAGUGCAAGAAUAAUAAUUGUCAUCAAUCUUGUGCGAAUUUCUAUCAUUAAGCUGCGCACCCACUACUGUCCUUCCUGAAAUUCUAUGGAACGCUUGGAUGUUUUUUGGGGCAUUCCUGACAGAAAGGUGCUGCAAUCACACAGUGUUAAAGAAGAAAAGUGCACGAUCUUGUCUCAAAAUUACACCCUGAAUGGUGUAAUUGUUAAAGGUGUAAAAUAGCAUUUUAGUGAAAUGUCAGGACGUGUACACCCUAAAAGGUGUGUUUUCGUCAUAUGAGAGUGCAUAAGGAGUGUACAAUUUUUAAAAGUCUGCUAGCUUAAUUAGCAACACCCAUUAGAAGUGGAUUAGCACAUGCAAUGUUGAGUCUCCUGGGCCGAUCUUGCCAAGCUAAAACUCUGAUAACACCCUGUGGAAAAUACAGACGGGCCUGCAUGAGUAGUAGCAGUAUUGGUCUGCAAGUAGAUAGUGAAAAAUUAAAGCAAUCAUAGCCAAGGAAGAAAUAAGCAGACAGAAAUGGGCAUUUCAAGUGUUUUGUCUGUUUUUGUCUUUCUGUCUUGUUUUUUUUGCCAGUGGUCUCGCAUGUUGUGUGUCUCCGUUGCCAGGCAUGUUUUUAUAGUAGACUUGUUCUCAAUGAAUCAACAGAAAUAGGGCGGCGUUAAUUUUUUUGUUGGCUCGGUCCAUUGCUAUACAGUCGAACCCACUUAUACCAGUUUUAACAGUAUGUCAGUAAUAACAAUGAGCAGCCGAUGCACCACCAACUUUUGUGUGUGUUUCUGUGGUAAAACAAACCGCUUACUACAAUUCUGUCAGUGCACAGGAGCAAGCACCCUACCAACUACAACCAAAACUUGGUGAAAGUCAGUGCCACCACCAUAACGAUCAUCAUGAGACGGUGUACAUAGUGUCGUCCACUUUACUACCGGUACCUGUCAAGAUAGAUGAUGUCGAAAUGAAAGUCUUGGUAGACAGCAGAGCUUCAGUAUCAGUUAUGAACAAGAAUCGAUUGGACAUCACUCGUUUUCACACUGGCAAAGCUCGUUGCGUACAAGGAUACGUUCAAUUAGCCAAUAACGCAGCAUGGGAACAUUGUAAUAAGUGGUUUAUUUUGCCAUAGAACGCACACAGAAGUUCACAGUGCAGUAGCUGCUCAUUGCUACAUCCGAGUAUCGUCAAAACAAGUAAGGCUAUAAGUGGAUUUGACUGUGCUUCUUUCUGUCUUCUUAAAAUGUUUCGAUGCUUGUCCCCUCGUGUAACCCGGUUAUAACAAUUAUUGGUUAUAACAAUGGGACUUUCUUGCAAUUUGAAUAUUGGUUGAAGUGGGUUCAAAAGUACUGCUCACAUGCGCACCCUUAACUGUGCACGGCCAGCAUGUUGUGUUCAAGAAUGUGGCAAAUUGCACCUUACACUACUCCAGACUGUUACGAUAAACCUAAUUCUAUUGACUGUUAUGCUGACCCCAUUGCUACUGUUGGAAUGUGUGAUGUUUAUAUAAUUGUAAUAUACUACAUUUCCCCCCUUGUAAGAUAUGUAUCACUGCGUUAUAUGUGGGGUUACAUUAUGGUUGUUCAAAUACGGUAUUUUCUUGCUCUAAUAACUGCUUGCGUGCAGUGUCUGGUGCAUGUGAUGCAGUGAUUUCUAAUACAUCUACUAUGUGCAUUUGAAAAGUGUAGACGUGGAUCUCUCGUAGCAAGGUCACCCCUGAGCACACUCGCUCUUCGGAGCGUCCCAUCGGAUUGUUCACAUUCAUGUCACACUGUGGGAUGCUUUCUGUAAACGAAGCUCAAAGGAACAGAUUGGUGGGCCAGUUAAUACAGCAUAACUUGAUGAUGUAUAGAGCAACGGGGCAUGUAGGACGACCGAAGAGACAGGCUGUGUCUGUCCUGUGUGUCCUUUUGAAAUAGAUACCUCAAAUUAUGCUUUCUGGGGUGUGUCGGGACCUUUAUCCUUCUUGGCAUUUUAUCGCAGCUGUUUUACGAGCUUUGUCUUUUCACAACUUCUUUAGUAGUCUUGUUUUUAUGCUUUUAUCACAUGUUGUGUACAAGUGAAGCACAAACAAGUUAUGGCUUUACAUUAUUUGAUUUCGGCUUCCUCCACUUCGUCCAAUGUCGGCAUCAUUAUUGUAUUGUGUGCUUAGUUUGGGGCCUAAGCCACCUUUGCCAACUGGAUACAUAAGUGGUAUGAAAUUGCAAUCGUGAGUUAAUAUACUUGUAAGUACUAAGGGGUGGAGUUAGUACUCGUAAGAGGUCGUACUUUCCCGUUUGCGUUUCAUUUGUCUGUGAAACUACCUAGGCGUAGCAGUCCUGGCUAAUGCUGGAAGAACACUUUUUACUUGCAACAUGUCUCAUGCUGUCCUUUUAUUGAGCCGCAUUUUGUUGUAUAAAACUGCCUCGUUCCCCUCAUAAUUUUUUUUUCUUUUGCAGACUGUCAUGAAAGUGUAUGAUGGGUGUGCGUGGUCAUAUUUUGUGAACUUCGGUUUGUCAGCAUUUUGCCACAAGUGGGCUGUACAGUGCUGCAUCUGAUUUAAUGUUGUGGCUUUUCUCGGUGUAAUUUCUUUAGCAUACUGUUUCUGGAUGUACUACUGCGUCUCGAAACACCGAAACAACCUUUUUCAUUAGAGUACAGCUUGUUCAUGGCACUGUGGACGAUGCUCGCUGCCAGUAUCUUUUUUUCUUUUCUUUUCUUAUGUUAGAAAGGCUCAAUAAGAACUGAACAAGCUGCAAGCUUUGUGAAGUGGAAGCCGUCAGAAGAACAUGCCUUAAGUCCACUACUAUCUCCUUAUCAUGUUCAGUGAAAUGUUAAGCUUUUUUUCUAGGUCACAUUGCAUUAGGUAAACAAAGUUUUCAGACAUUGCUGAAUGAUUUCUAAUGUUCUAUAUGCACUUCUUAUCAUUACCUGCACAUUUUUUUUUUCCAUAUCACAUCGUAGUUACAUAGGUGUAUAGUAUUGAAAAGCUCAUUUAAUAGCUCCGAGUAAUUCGGAAUAUUGAUAUCAGAUUAGCCAUUUAUUUAGAUUUUUCUGUUUAUCAUUCUUAAAGAAAUAGAACUUGUGCCUAGUUUAGGCUGUGUGGCUGGAGAUUGGUGACAUUUGUUCUUGCCAAGGUUAAUUCGGCGAAUGUGAUGAGAAAUGUUUGCUAUCUUGCAAACACAUUGAAUUACCAAACCAGCAGUGACAGCCGUCAUAUUUCGUGGUAUUCUGAACAAAACAUGUGUUUUUGCAGUAGCCAUGUUUUUGUCCUAAGUACAUGACUAUGCUGUGACCUGCAUCGUUGCUUCAAAAGCUUCAAAUGAUUAUUCUGAUCUUUCUGCUGGACUAUCAAUGCUCAGACAUCACACGAAGGUGCAACUUUGCAGUCUACUGUGUGUGUGCUUCGUGGCGUAGUGGGCUAACGCCGCGCGCUCAGAAGCGAGGGGUCCCUGGUUCGAUUCCGCAGUCUACUGUGUGUAAGAAUGUUCGCGACAUCAAUGCUUUGUUUGUUAGUUGGGUAAUGCAGACAAGUCAUUCAUAUGCAAGAAAUCAGUUCUCAGACAGUGCCUUCAGUCAAGUGAGUAGACUGUUGUCAUCUGCUGUGAAGAAGAAAAAAUGAACAACACGUUAUCAGUAGGAGAUGCCUGGCACAGUGGGAUGAUCGCAUCAGUCCAUUCAACUAGCUCAUUUCGCUUUCCCGAGCACCUGUUCAUCAGAUACUGCUAUUUCUUAUUUCUUCUGCAAAAACCUAGGUGGCUGUGCCAACUGUUCUGUUGUUAUGUUGACAAUAGAUGUUGCAAAAUGCAAUUUCUAUGCAAGAUUUGAAGGCUGCCAAGUGAAUCAGUAGACUCGAGAGAGUUUUUCUUUCCUUUUAGAAUUGUAGAAGCAAAUAUGCAGGUCAUCGUAUUACUGCUGUAACUUCGUGUGCCAUCCAUUAACUCUUAUACACAUGGUAUAGAUGCGUCCAUUCAGUACAGGUGCUGUCAAAUGCACAUGAUUUUGUAAGCAGAGGCUACAGUCGUGUUUCCAGUAGCGUACUAGACGAGUAGGCAUCGUAAAGGAGGCUCACUUCUAACGAAGAGCAGGAACCCUCUUGUAGCUUGUUGCUUAGAGCCACACUUGGUACUGAACCAUGUAUUUCUGCAUUGCUAGAGGAUGAUUGUGCCGUUUACUUGACCAUGCUGGAGGGUCGUUCAUGAAGUUUGCGCUACUGCCCUUAAAGAACACAGAAUAAGUAGCGAAGGUUAGGUGGAAGAUUGCUCUCACUUUUGCUGCAAAAGCUACUUAUUCUUUCAUGAGUGGAGGAGUGAGACUAUCCAUACAGACCACCUUGUUUCGUUGAGUGUCCAGAAGUUAUCUUAUGGUGAAACUUAUGAUUUGGAUACAACGAAGUAACGGACGAAACAAAGUAAUCGUGCCUCCCCCUUCAAUAUUGUUAUAAUUAAAUUUUACUGUAUGGUAUUUGCAUGAGUGUUAUCAGUUUAAGUAGUUCCCAGUGUAACGAAAAAAAAUUCCACUAGAAGUUAUUGAUGAUAAUGGUCAAAACCAGCGUUAGCUUCUUUCAAAUUCACUGAAAUUCCAUUGAGUGGCAUUUUACUUAAACUGUCUCAAGUAUGAAAGCAAGGGCACGACACAUCCGGGAGGGGAAUGGUGUGGUUUGCAGUUACUCACCACAUGACCAUGAAUCCAGGAUCAGCCCAGUUUCGAUCACACCAGCUCCGGGGUUAACUCGGUCAACUACGUCUUUGACUUUACUCAGCUAGAAGUUGACUGAGCAGAUGCACCAUACUUAGGUAUGUGCUUGAAGGCAUACAAUUUGUGGCACUGAGGAGAUGUAGGUACCAUUCGUUGUUUUUUUAUGAAAUUCCAUAGUGAACAGAGCCAACAACCAGCGCAUUUCUAGGGGUAGUACAGAUGACUAUAUAAGCCAAUACAUAAUGUGUGUAACCCAUCUCUUCUCUUGGUGUUCAUAAUGAGAAACUAACCAACGACUCAUUGAAAGAUCGGACUGUCGCAAAGAUGACUACUUAAUAUAAUUCCUGGGUCCCAGCAUGUUAAUUAAAUCUAGGUUAACUCGUACUGUGGGACAUUCUUUGUUGUCAUUCUUGCAACUGUUUCCAUACAUACAGUUCCUGCAGCUGAGGGUUCGGCAGAGUCCUGUCUGGCCAGAUAAAGAACCAUUGUAGCAAAUGUAAACCUUGUCACUGACCAUUAGUUUUAGUAGGCCAUUAGUGCUGCCACUUACUGCAUUGUGCAUUACGCUCUGGUUUAUAGCGAUGCAGUCACCCCUCUUCCACAGUGGCCAUGUGGGUCAGUGAAGCUGUCACUCACUCUUGGACAACUGUAACAUCUCCUGGUUACUUUGUCUUGGAGGUAUUUCAGCAUGCAAGGAAAAAAUGUCAACCACCUAAAAGCAGCUCCAAGCUGCAAAGGAACCCCAUAGGGCUUCUUACAGAAAAAAAUAAUUGUUGCAGUCGAUGAAAAUAUUGUUUUGGUUUGUAUAUCUAACGUGGCACCACUAUUUAUACUGAAGAGUCGGUUCCUCUAACAACAUCCCUGAACAGGACGCUAGCACAUGAUAAGGUGACAGUGAAAUGACAACUAGAAGGGGUGCCGCAAAAUUAAGUGAGCAGAUAACCUCUGUACAUUUUAUGUGCUUAGUAGAUUCGUUAGCAGCCAGCAUUUUAUCUUUCACACCACAGAGGUGCUCUGCACUGGUGUAGUGUCAAUGCCUGUAGCGUGCAGAAGCUAGAGGAGCGUGCAUUUGUGCACAUGAUUCUGAUUUUGAAGGGCGAUAGUAUGAACUUUGUGAAUGACCCUUGUAAGACUGUUCCAGUUGCUGUUAGUCUGUCCAUGGUACAUUACUAUUACCUGAUACAAGCACUAGGUGCUCAAACAGCAUUGCCAGUGUAUUUCUUGGCAGUACAUUUCUUGUAACAACAUCGUUUCAUAAUAAUUCCUAUGAGUAGCAUGAAUUGAUAGAUAUUUUAGGGGACAGGAUCUGCACUGGGGUCGCACAAAUGACAAUAUCUCGAGAGAUGAAGUUUUCUGCUUUCUCAGUCUUUCAUGUGUUUUGAGAGAGUGCCAGUCCAUUUAGCCACGGCGCUUCCUCCUAGCUCCUGUGUUGCUGUUGCCUCGGCACUUGUACUGCAGGUCAAAGUACUCCUUUGAGUUUGUUAGCGACCAGUUCUUCGUGGUUAGCAGACGUGUAGAAUGGGCCUCAGUGCUCUGAUCCACAAGCACGGGCCUGCAAUUACUGCAGCAUCUACGUCAAAGCACAGGUUCGUUAUCUUGGCACAAACUGCACAACUGUCGUGUAUCAUUUAGAAGUAUGGCACUAAGGGCAACCACUUAAGUAUAGCUAGAAUGAUGGAUUUUGGUCCAGAAAAUCUGUCUGCCUUUGCUCUUUACCCAGAGAAAAUACUCCAAGAAAACAGCGACUGAAUUGGCAUGCUUGUUCAAGAGAUAAGAUUGCCUGAGAAAAUAGGCAGAGGUGCACAAUCUGCUGCGGCGGUCUUGGAGGACGUGCUUUUUAGGUGCUGCCAACCUUAGUAACUGAGAGGGCUGCACAGAGAGGGCGCCACACUACCUCCAAUAUUGCUGACACAGCGAAGAGAAAGGUAGCAAUAAUGAGUUAAUGCUAUGGGAAAAGCCAAUAAAAUUGCCAAACUGCAUUUUCUUUCAUGUUGAAAUACAGUGUAACUAUUGUGGCGAUUGGUGAUCUUAUUGUCAGUGAUUGAGUACUAUACCUACCGUAGAGUUUCAUACUAAGAAUACUAGAGAGAAAUGUGGUGCUAGUGCCAAUGUGCACUGCGAGGACAGCAGUACCUGUCUGAACUUUUUUGUCUUGGCUUCGAACAACCUUGAGGAAUUUCACAUUAACCUUCUUGAAGCUAAUUUUUCAUCCUGAGAAUGUGGUAUGAGAAUAAUAAUUAGUCUUGGUUAACCUUUAAUUCCUACCAUAUGAUUAUUUUCAGAACAUUACAAACAAAAAUAAUUGUACUGAAUAUUAAAAAAUAAUUGCACAUGGUAAGUGUUACUAACUGAUGAGCAUAUGAAUUUAUUGAUAUGGAUAUUGAAAAUAGCAUGAUGCAUGUAUAGUGCAGAGUUCCUAUAUUACAGGAUGAAAUGUAUUGGGUCUGAACUCGGGAAAUUUAAUUGCUCAGAAGAAACAUUCUGAGGAUAGCAGGCAACACAAUUGCACCACAAAGAAGAAUAAAAGAAGCUGCAAGAUGUGCCCUCUCAUCAACAAAUCCAUGCGAAGAAAUAGAGAAAUCCGAGUGCUACCCGCACUUCCUGUUCUGAAGGACUACAGCACCAGUUUCCUCUCUAAUAAUCCUAGUAAUGAAAAUUUUCACUAUUUGCGGAAUAUUAUGCAGACAUAAGACAUCCUCAAGUUCUGUAUUUUCACUACAGGUGGUGCCAGUAUACUUCCACAUUUACGUAAUUUUCUCCUACAAAAGAUUUCUCAGUAAAAGUCAUAUUUUGGAAAAUUUUCAGCCCUACUCUAUCACUUCUGCUCGACUUCAUGUUUGCCUUUCGUGUCCAUUUAAAAGAAGGGACAGUUAGUGCAUUGCACCAUUUUCAUUUUCCUAGUCCUUCGGCGUAAUUGCUGCUGCACCUUACACAUUUGUAGUGCACCUUGCUCAAGUUUCUGUAACAGCAUCAGCUGGACCUCAGUAUAAUCAAGGAUGUCGGAGAUGAUAGUCUUCUCUCGAAAGAGGCAUGAUAAACAUUUCUUGCAUGCAGACCACUUAUUCUGAGCCAUUUUCUCUAGAAGUACUUUUUCUUUUGCAAACAAUAUUUUAUAGACUCGGUUGAAAUAUUGCCUCUUAACCGUAUAUUCCACUGCCUUUUGCGCAGGCGCUGUCUUUUUAUGUGAGGACGUUAGAGCAGGUGCUACAUGGGUACUGAAUAUGUUUUAAUUAUUUCAUUCUUAAAUAUUGCAUUAGAUGUCAAAAACAUUGUCUUUAUGAAAGCAUGCUUCUGUAACCAUUCGAGCAUAUGCGGGAGGAUUUUUGAGGACUUCCUUUUCUGUUGGGUAGACUAUUUGUUUACGUUUACAGUAAAUUUCCUUACUUUUGCUCAGUCGGCUUAAUGCAUUUUGUUACAUUUUCGACUAGCUACCGCUCAAGGAAAGGUAUUUUUUUCUGUUUUAUUACUAUUCUUUAUCAUGCCAUCUCAAACAAAGCCAAUUGAUCUCUAUAGAACUCGAGUGUAAGAAAAGUACAGAGUAUGAAUUAUAGUAUUUCAUAAACUCUAUUACAGUUACCAUGUUGCUGUUUAACCCACUAUCACAGUUCACCCGUUGGUACACUCACAUCUCAAGUGUAGCCUGAGAUCUCAACGUUAAAAAAUCAUUCAGUGGCAUGAACUACACCAGCUGUAAUAGCACUGUGUUGUUGGCGUGCUUCUUUUUCUGGCAGUUCCUUUACGUCCCUGUUUGACAGGCUAAUUCAGUGUCACCCUGAGAAAGUGUCAAUCCGCAUUAGUGUCACUCUGAGGCUGUCUCACGAGAAGUCAUUAAAACACUACAGCUGCAGAGAGUGCACUCAUUGACUUUGCUUGUCCAGAUUCUUCAAAAUGCACAACCUUGACAACAACCAUUCUCAGAGUAAAAAAAACAACAACAACAAAAGACGAAGAUUUGGUAUCUUUUCCCUGUUGUCAUUCCUACUGUGGUUGUUCCAAUCCGCCUUUUUCACGGCGCUACGGCGCAUGCGCCCUGCCCUGGCGGUUUAGUCGCAAAACGUUUUGGAAGGGUCGCGCGCGCGGCCGUGCGGCCCCGUCUCGGGGGAACGUCCCCCGAAAAAAAAAAAAAUGCGCUCGCACACGCGCUACUGCUAGUGCAAACUCGUGCUGUGUACCUCGUUGAAACUUCACUGGUAGCUCGACGUCGGUGCGGUACCGAAAACGUGCGUUGCGUAAGACUGCAACUCCACUUUUAAGAGGAAGCGGUGAGGGCUUCGUCUAGACUGCACAGGGAACCACAUAGUUGCCGCCUUGCAUUGAUGGCUGUAAUAGCAAAUUUAUCGAUAAACCCCUGCGUUACACUUAGACGACACUUAAAUACACGUUGCUGACGAAGACUUCUUGCAGCGUCGGUCCUCGCUUGCUGGUAGUGGCAGCGUGUGCCCGACUUCACGUACUCGUUCAAGGCGCGGUAACACCGGGUCGAUACGAGGACCGACAAGACGCGCACGCCUACGAUUGGCCGACCAUUCAGCACUGUGUCUCUGAGACCAUUUUAUCAUACCAGGCCUACAAGAUGUAACCGACGAGCACGAGUUGUCGUACCGGGACGGGCUUUCUUGUUGACGGCACCAAUAAAAUCAGCGUUCCGACCAUCAUUCGAUCGAACCCCGUGCGAUCGGCCGUCGAACCGAUAACGCAAUAGCCGCAACGGCCUCGUUAAUAUAUAUAAAUAAUCGCGCUCAAAGUGAGUCAAGACAUGCCUAUGAAGUUGAAAUGCACAAGAUUCGACCCUCUCAAUCCGUGCACAUAAGUUUGAGCCAAUGUUGACCUGUUCAGCGAAGGUUAGGCCUGGCACCGUCGAGUUUGCGCACCCGCUACCGGCGGACCGGUACUGAAAAGUAGGCAAGUUAUAAUGAAGGAAACUGAUUUUAUAGUCCAAUUCUAACCUUAGCGAUUUGAAAUAAACUACCCUUCGCUUCGAUCGCCGUGUACACAAUAAGCUGCAAGCGGGGACACAGCGCUGUACCCAACGCCUGUGCCAACAUCUGUACGUCACCAUUCCCGUAGGCUGCCCAUCAUAUUCGCAACAUAGAUGGGUGGGUUUUUACGUGUCGGCAUGCGGACACAUUUCUUAAUUGCUGAGAUGUACUCUUUAUCUCUGCGUCAAACCCGAGACAAGAGAUAGUACAUUCGGUACAGCAGCAUAAACAGCCGCUUCGCUCAGUUAUAUACCAACGGUGUCAGCGAUGGCAUCCGCGUUUUUGCAGGAGAACAACACGGCCUUUAAAUGAGCGCUUAUGCGAGCACAGUUUGCUUUAAUAAUGCUUUAUGACACGCGCAAACUAACUAUUGCGAAGUUAAAGAAAAGCGAGAAUCAGUAAUAAAUUAACAGCCCAAUAUUUGUAACUGGAUCACAGCCGCCAUUGUUUAAGUGGCUCAGCCGCUCAUACUGACUCGUCUCACAAUGGAACAACGCGGCUCAUAUGAGCAGAUAUGUGUGUUUUAUUCUACGUUUUGGCAUUCUUCCAUAUCAGUGCCUUUUGAUAUAUGCACCUUUCCCCCAUUUUUUGAUGCUAACAACGAUCUGUGGCUGUAGAUGCCGAUGUAAACAAGUGCAUCGCUUUGCUAAAUCCGACGCAGAAGGCUGCGCACUCGAAAACAUCUUAUUUAUGCGAAAUGUCUAAAGAAUGUGUAAAAAGAAUUACAAAAAAAGCGAGGUGCAAGUGCAGGAGUUAGGGCCAACAAACUCCAAAGCAGCCGUGACGGCAGAGGGAACUCGGCGUGCCUUUAUCGGCCGCACUGUAAACAAAACAGCACACUCAGGCCUGCUCACCCUAUGUGUAUAUAGCUGGUGAGUGCUACAUGGCUUCCAGGAAUGACAUGGUGCCCCCUAGACGCCAUUAAUAAUUAUUCGCAAUCCACGAAACGCACAAUCGAUGCGCACUUAACACGGGCGCAGGUUCGCAAAUCAAUCGGCGAAAGCCCCAGCACCCUACCAAAACGUUUCCAGCGGCGCGCGGCAGAGGGCAGCACAGGAAAAUGAAAAAGGCGGAUUGGUAAAACGAGCAGGCUUGCAGUUUCAGUGCUCAAUUUUGAUGGCCACUGCAAUCAUAUGUGCUUGCCCUGCACGUAUUUCAGUGAAUUAGAAAAUUGCCCAGGUGUUUGAUGUGUUGUUGUCCAAUUAGCGUCUGUGAAUGCCCUUUGACACAUUUGUUACAUAAUCAAAAACAACAUUAAUGACCCCUUUCAAAUGUUUUACAAGUGUUUCAAGCAACCAAUCGUCACUGCCCUCAAUCCCGAAUGCCAUUCUGUUUUACUGUCUAACACCAAGCUGCCAAACUGGUACUCAGUGAAACUGCACUUAAUCAAAGUGACACUGAAUUUACCCAUCUGUCUCAGGUGUAUCAGACAUAUGUCCUCGUGCUUGUACAUAUUGUGCGCACAGGAGCUCAAACUUUAUUGCAAUUGCUUGUCGCAGUGUGAUCAGCCAUCUUGGAUACCAUGAGUAGUGUGCUACAUCUUUAAAUGUGUUGUCACUCCUUGGGUGGCCUUUAAUAGUGUUUCCACUAAAGAUGUUUAGGUGAAACUUGUUGAAAACAUUCCGUACCUGCAAGAGAACAGAAGUUAUACGAUACACUUUGAUGCAUGAUGCAGUAUGUGGAAAUGCUGUUCCCUAUGGUCCCUGCAAGCUUCAGUCAUUUUGCUUGAAAGUGGAGCUUAGAGUGCGAAGCAUCUACAGUUGAAUCGUUAUUCUUCAAAUUUAAAUAAUGUGGCAUUUUGUUUCAACGAAGCAUAUCCUAUAAUAAUGGUUCGCUCAUUUUUCAACACAUUUUAGAGCCACCAAAUUUUAACUGGAUUUUCAUCUUUAUAGGGCAGAGCAGCUCUGGCAAAAAAAGGUGAUAAAAAUAAACAUGGUUCAUGAUUAAUAAAAAUGUGCGUACGUUUGAUAUUCAGACUACUGUGUGUGCUAGGUGCUGCUACAAGGUGGCACCACUGACCUGGUUGCUGCAAACACGCUUGAGUUAUACAUUGUUCGUAUACUUUUAAUGCUUCCAUAUCUAUUACCAUGUGAUUGGAUGUGUAUAUAGUCUAUGUAAUAACUCAUAAUUAUGCUUUGGACCACUUUUUAUUCGUACACAGAAUUUCUGUGACACUUUGGAGUUUGAAAUAAUGUGGGUCAGCUGUGUUUGACAGCACUUAAAUUAAGCGGAUGCUCCAUUUUUUUGUACUCAUUUUUUGUUGUGAAGCGUAAUACAGAAAGAAAGCCGUAACAAAGCUGAAGCAGUUGAUAAAACUGUAAUAGCUCCAAAUGAAUUGAACAAAAAUUAAACAUCCUUUUUUUGUUGUGUUGAAGAAAUAUAAAGUCAAAGAGUGCCACAGUACCAUGCUAAAAUAAAUAUCUGUACAUUCAUAUAAACAAAAAAUAUGUAUAUUCUAGAGGUGAUUAAGCAAUGUUUUUCGUACAAGAGGGGUGCUAUUGUGUGAACAUAAACUGCUUCUCAUUUGAUUAAGUAAAGGAUGUAUUACACUGACAAUUUGCUAAUGAGGCAAGCUCAGACGUGGAUUUGAUAAUUUCGAUCCAUGCUGUAGACGCUUUCUCUCAAUGUCUUAAUGACCACGUGGUGAGUGGUUGCCGUGUGCGUCCUGGUCUGUGUUUUCCCUUUUGUUGAAAUGUGGGUGCUUUGUGCUCCCAACUUUGUCUGCAAACUCAUUUGUAAGAUGGUAGGCUACCACAGUACUGUGCUUUGUUUGUCAAUUGCCACUGUCAAAUUUGGAUUGUCACAGGAAAGUCAUUGUCGCCACAAGGUUUUCUUAGUUUAGCCACCACAUGACAUCCAACGCUUUUAUGUGCACAGAAAGAGCUCUGCACAUGACGCGAUUAGUGGGCGCGUGGCUACUUUGGCAAGGAAGAGAUGCUGGUCUCUGGGUCUGCCAAGAAUAUGGCAGGUACAGCUGGCUAGCCACUGUGGCGUAAUCACCCGACAGUGCAGCCUCUGAAGUUUACUUUCAAACCGUGUACCUCCUUUCCUUGAGGAGCUAAGGGUUGGCGCCACAUCCCUGUGUUGGUCAAUUCUGCUGCACAAUUGUUUCUUUUUUACUUUUCCUAAGCCUUUGGUCAGUCGAACAUGUGUGUUUUCUGUAUAAUGUAACACUCGCUGAUAUGCAUGCUGCCCAUGUAGGCAUGGAAUCAAGCUUUCACGUAAAAGCAAAGCUGUCGACUUUUAUGGACGUUCCUCUUUCGGUAGUGUUUGAAUCGGUUAAAAAGAAGACUGGUGGGCUAGUUAGUUCGCUGAGCUGACCUGCAUUCUGUACCACAAGGUCUACUCACCGCUUGAAUGGACUUUAAGGAGAGAUAACUUGAGUGCAACUGGCAGAUUACACUUUUUGGAGUGCGAUAAAGCAAGUCUUACUGCGAGCGCAGGCAUUGUAUGCCAGGAAGGGCACAAACACGAAAGGUAUGCGACACCUUUACGGCGAAAUUUCUACACAUCUAAACAUGAUAUCAUGAAUUUGGACAUCAUCUGCUUGGUGCUGUUACAUGCUUGUAAAAAGAAAAGUAUUGAUUUCAUUCAAAAUUGUGAAAUAACACAACAAGACAACUUACAAAAAAAUCUGCACAAAUAGAUGAAUGUGGUAUAUACUGUGAUUCGCAAAGCUACACAUAAGUCAUGCAAGCUGGAGUCUAGGCAUAAAAUAAAAAAUAAUAGAAGACACUUAUUCUUAUCCUGUCAACUAAUAUGCGAUGAACAUUUUUUAGCCAAAGAAAUGUAAUUGGAAAUUUGAAGUAAUACUUUGCCAGACAAAACUGAUUUAGUGUCUUCAGAGUCUAUGGGUGUGAAAUUUUGUGUCGUUACACGUCGGUGAAGUUGUAUUCCAAAUGACUUCGCUACUUUCUGUUCACCUCAACCACUAGAAACUUGAGAAUUCUGGGGUACAUUGACCAACGUGCCGAAAGACGAAGACAGAAAAGCACAUGCCAACAUCAAUCUUUUCUCAUUUUUUGCCUUCUGGCAUACCAACUUCUGACGCUGAGAAAAUAGAGUUUAAGAUUUAUAUUGACUGCAUCUCCACAGAGUUCGCUGUAUUCUAUGUGCAGGUUACGGCAUGCGCUUUGGUUGUAUGAAAAAUGUCUGUAAGCAGUUACAAUUGUAAGCAGAGAUGUUGGCAUGUUCAUGUCUGGGAAUUAGUGUGAAGCUCAGGACAAUAUGUGCUUUGUGAAAUUAUUGCCGUGCGCAUUUGCACAUUUCGGAAACCAAUUACUCACUGUUAAAAGUUCAGCUUCCGGGGCAUCAAUGGAACUUGCUAAGUUCAUCAUGAGGGCACGAUGUGGGAAUGGAUGAAAUCGAUGGUUCGACGAUAAUUUGUCUGUUCAUGAGGAGGCAUAAUAAAAGGAAACAGUGAAACGCCGACCAAAAAUGAAAGGGUUUAAAAAGCUUUAAGGUUUAAAGGUUUUUAAACCUUUUCAUUGUUGGUCAGAGUUUCACUGUUUCCUUUCAUUGUGGGAAUUGCAGUCUCAGCGAUUUUUUUUACACACUUUUUUUCCGUUUUUUGUGACCUGGCUUUGCACAGUAUAGUGUCGCAACUAUCACGACCUCGAGUGUAUUUGCUUUCGUCAUUAUAAACGUUCAUUUCACACCCACUGGCCAACUGGAUGCUCUCCUCUUUACCACUUGGCCUAAUUCGAAUCGAUGCUUCGUUUGCUCAGCACCAGGCGGUAACUUUUUAUCAUUCAGCCACUGUUUGUGAUAGCAAAACGCCUGACAAAAGUGUGGCUAAGCAAUGCCAACUGAAUAGCGAAAUCGCUUGGGAGCUUGACUGACAGUGUCCAGUUGUAUAUGUUGGAGUCUUAUUACUUGUUUGCAGAGGUAAGGAGUGAUGGCGGUGAAAGGCUUGUGUCAAAUAGUGGCACCUUAUCAGGCAUGGCAUGAUGUCCUGCGGUGGCCAACCAGCACGAGCACCUCAUCUGCACCAAGGGCCGUACUUUGUAGUGAUCCAUUCGAUAUUCCAUUCUAAUCAGCUGUCAAUCUGUUGGCUGAUAACAGUGUGUUGGUUACAUCUGAGCCAUUGACGAAGCGGGAAACGAAUAAAAAUUGAAAUGAAACGUUGCAAAAUACGACCCGUGGCAUUGUGCUCUCACUCCGUCGCGUUGAGUAGCUGACCCAGUGGUAACGUGACGUUCAAGAUGCAAACGGAGGACGAACAGAGAAAAAAGAAAAGAUGAAUAGUUUAAUAUAUGGCUCCAACUUCGCUUGUGCCACUACAAGGGCAAAUAUGUGUUUUGAUGUUCUUGACGACCCACAUGACACUGCUAAUUCAACUCUAGCCCUGAUAUGCACAUGCCAUUCGUGACCUGGAAAUACUGGGUGCACAGCAUUGAAGAAAGGAAAGACAUGCACGAUAGAUGUUGAUUAUUGUUUGGGGACAAGAUAAGUACCAAAGGGUGCAAACUUUUCAUAUAGUACCGUUUUUUGGGGCUAAGGGAGCAGAGUAAGGUUUUAACUUAUUUAUAUCCCUUCGAUAAUUUCUGCAGAUCCUUCAAUGUCCGAAGAAUCACCAGGCUUGUUUAUGGCGUCAUUGAUAUGCUGAAAACUAUCACUCUUGCGUUAUAAUUUUACAAAUUCCGCAUGACGGCACAGCUGUGCUUGCACUAGUGUGUUCCUUGCCGCUUGGACGGCUCGAUAAAACCAGUUUUGUAGUGCAUUGGUGCACCAGGAAUGUACAGUGCCGGACCCUCAUAGAUGUGGCCAUGAUUUAAUGUUUACUGGUGCAAAAACGUUCCAUGUUCACUUCAAAGUAUUUGUUCUGUACAGCUGUCGUUGCCAGUUUGCGUUCGUCCAGAUAUAUAUAUAUAUAUAAUGCCAACAGCAUGGAUGCGCCAAUACUGCCUCUAUCUUCUUUGUUAAGCAUAGCAAUAAAGUAUGCUUGUUUGUCUA
This is a messenger RNA of Dermacentor silvarum, 20337 nucleotides long. RefSeq names its product protein zwilch homolog (gene Zwilch). The transcript is spliced from 16 exons. Lineage: Eukaryota; Metazoa; Arthropoda; Arachnida; Ixodida; Ixodidae. The record is from RefSeq and is a predicted model, not a curated record. Gene Ontology annotation, cellular component: RZZ complex. Gene Ontology annotation, biological process: mitotic spindle assembly checkpoint signaling; protein localization to kinetochore. The coding region runs from base 243 to 2069 and encodes 608 amino acids.